Messenger RNA from Podarcis raffonei (Aeolian wall lizard), 5375 nucleotides. It is a transcript of the gene SLC6A5, whose product is annotated as solute carrier family 6 member 5. The record is from RefSeq and is a predicted model, not a curated record. Gene Ontology annotation, cellular component: membrane. The coding region runs from base 379 to 2748 and encodes 789 amino acids. NCBI's taxonomy places the organism in Eukaryota, Metazoa, Chordata, Lepidosauria, Squamata, Lacertidae. Gene Ontology annotation, biological process: synaptic transmission, glycinergic; sodium ion transmembrane transport; glycine import across plasma membrane. The transcript has 16 exons. Gene Ontology annotation, molecular function: glycine:sodium symporter activity.
CGUGUUCCUCACAUGUUCUUUUUCUAAUUACCAGCAAGAAAGUUCUGCUUUCGUUGGGCUUGGCUUAUUCAGCAUAUCCCCCCCUCCCCAAUGAGUCACACCGAACACGUAAUCCCAACCGCUGCCUGAGUGACAGCGAGCCGGCGCGCAGGCUUCUUGUUGUCCCUUUAAAAUCCGAAUCCAAGGGUAAUGAUUUAUCAAGCUCGUAUUAUCAAGAAAAUGUCAUACGAAGGGCACCUUGCUAUGCACUGACGCAAACCCAGUCUUUCCCACGGAGGUAUAGAAAGCUUUGGUCUUGCCGGAGCAAAACCCAGUCUACCCAUUUUGCCUGUGCUGCUGUUUUUACCUCUGCGGGUUCUAUCUGAUGCUACUUUAGACAUGGAUUACGCCAGUCAAAAGGAGAUGAGCAAACAGCUGGUGAGCAGCCCCGAGUCAGCCGCCUCUGGGCCACUGGAAAGCGCCGGGAUGAUAAGGAACAGCCCCGAGACGGAGCACCCGCAGAACCUGCCGUCCCAAGUCCCGUCCCAGCUGGCCAAAGUCGCCACCGCUCUCUCCAGCGACAACAAAACUUUGCCACCCGACGAAGCCAAGGCAAAUGAUUCCGAGAGGACCAAAGUUGGCAUCUGCAAACUCGCCCCAGUGCAAGACUCUAUAGACCCUUUCCCUCUCAAGAACGCCCCCAGCGCAGGGAACACCCUCCAGGCCCACAUUGCCCCUUGCAAAAUCCCCCCGUUGCAAAGCACAGACGGGGAAGCUAAUCAAAGUAUUGGUAAGAGCACACUGGAGCAAAACAAUGCCAAGGGCGCUUGGGUGAACAUGAGCCAGAGCACCGUGGUCUUGGGCACAGAUGGGAUCACGUCUGUUCUCCCUGGCCGUACGGUCACUGAGCCGGAGGAGGAGGAUGAAGGGGACGAAAAUAAAGCCCGGGGAAACUGGUCUAGCAAGCUGGACUUCAUCCUCUCCAUGGUGGGUUAUGCAGUAGGGCUGGGCAAUGUCUGGAGGUUCCCGUACCUGGCCUUUAAGAAUGGGGGAGGUGCAUUUCUUAUUCCCUAUUUGACAAUGUUGGCUCUGGCUGGGGUCCCCAUCUUCUUCCUGGAGGUUUCUCUGGGGCAGUUUGCUAGUCAGGGACCUGUGUCUGUUUGGAAAGCCAUCCCUGCCUUACAAGGCUGUGGCAUUGCUAUGCUGAUUAUCUCUGUCCUAAUAGCCAUAUAUUAUAAUAUUAUAUUGUGCUACACACUUUUCUACCUUUUUGCAUCCCUUGUACAAGUGUUACCUUGGGCUUCGUGUAACAAUCCAUGGAACACACCGGAUUGUAGAGAUAAAAACAAACUUUUAUUAGAUUCCUGCAUCAUUGGUGACCACCCCAAAUUGCAAAUAAAGAACUCUACUUUCUGUAUGAGUGCCUAUCCAAACUUGACAAUGGUAAACUAUACCAGCCAUGUCAACAAAACUUUUGUCAGUGGCAGUGAAGAGUACUUCAAGUACUUUGUAUUGAAGAUUUCUGCAGGAAUCGAAUAUCCUGGUGAAAUCAGGUGGCCUUUGGCACUCUCUCUCUUUCUGGCUUGGGCAAUUGUCUAUGCUUCCCUGGCUAAAGGAAUAAAGACAUCAGGAAAAGUGGUGUACUUUACUGCUACAUUCCCUUAUGUAGUGCUCAUCAUCUUACUCAUCAGAGGAGUAACUCUGCCAGGAGCUGGGAAUGGAAUAUUGUACUUCAUCACACCUAAGUGGGAGAAACUGAUUGAUGCUAUGGUGUGGAAAGAUGCUGCCACUCAAAUAUUUUUCUCUUUGUCUGCUGCAUGGGGUGGCCUGAUUACUUUGUCUUCCUAUAACAAAUUUCAUAACAACCUGUACAGGGACACCUUGAUAGUAACUUGUACCAACAGUGCCACAAGUAUAUUUGCAGGCUUUGUCAUCUUCUCCGUUAUUGGUUUUAUGGCAAAUGAGCUCAAAGUAGACAUUGAAGAUGUUGCCGACCAAGGUCCUGGGAUUGCCUUUGUAGUAUAUCCUGAAGCUUUAACCAGGCUUCCUCUUUCACCUUUCUGGGCUAUAAUUUUCUUCUUGAUGCUUCUAACACUUGGCUUGGACACCAUGUUUGCCACUAUUGAGACGAUAGUGACAUCCGUUUCAGAUGAGUUCCCAAAGUACUUACGUACUCACAAGCCUCUGUUUACUCUUGGAUGCUGUGUCUCCUUUUUCAUCAUGGGCUUUCCUAUGAUCACUCAGGGUGGAAUGUACAUGUUGCAGCUUGUGGACACCUAUGCAGCAUCCUACUCUCUUGUUAUAAUAGCCAUUUUUGAACUUGUUGGCAUUUCAUACAUUUAUGGCUUGCAAAGAUUUUGUGAAGACAUUGAGAUGAUGAUUGGAUUCCAGCCAAGCAAAUUCUGGAGAGUCUGUUGGGCUUUUGUGACCCCGACUAUUUUAACAUUCAUCCUUUGCUUCAGCUUCUACCAGUGGGAACCCAUGACUUAUGGCAGCUACCACUACCCAGGCUGGUCUAUGGUACUCGGAUGGUUGAUGCUAGCUUGUUCUGUUAUCUGGAUUCCCGUUAUGUUUGUGAUAAAAAUGCACAUAGCUCCUGGCAGAUUUAUUGAGAGGCUCAAGUUGGUCUGCUCUCCACAGCCAGAUUGGGGACCAUUUUUGGCUAAACACCGUGGUGAACGAUACCAGAAUAUGAUAGACCCACUGGGAACGUCUUCCCUUGGACUUAAACUGCCACCGAAAGAUUUUGAACUGGAGACCCAGUGCUAGUAAUUCCCCCACUUGUGGCUAUGUUGUACAGCCCAUUCCUUCCUUCCUUCCUUCCUUCCUUCCUUCCUUCCUUCCUUCCUUCCUUUCUCUUUCUUUCUUUCUUUCUUUCUUUCUUUCUUUCUUUCUUUCUUUCUUUCUUUCUUUCUUUCUCAUUGUCCCCUUUCCUCCUCACAGUGCCUGAAAGUGGUUGCUUAGAAAGUAAGAUAUACCGUUGCAUGCUUGUAGUAAAGAACUAGAUAGACCACUUUAAGUACUGGGUUGGGUUUUACACACAGUGGUGCCCAGGAAGAAAUACAUUCAUUGUGAAACAGUUGACAAUCAGUCAGUUGCUUUGGGAAAUUGCUUCCGUGAGCGCUGGGCCAAUCCUACUCUUUCAUACAAAUAAUUUUUGUUCUGUUGCAGUCAUAUGAGUGGGAUACAGGUUGCUGGCACCAUCUGGGAACACCAUGAGCACUGCCUGUGGUUUAGUUUUGCUGACAGACAAGUGGGUUGGCAACUAUAUGUUGUGCUAGGCAGAUGCAUCCAUGGUUACCAUCUUACUGUUGGUUUUCACACAAAAAAGUGAAUGUGUUACCAAAACAACCAUCUAGUACAAAAGUACCCAUAGCCUACUUUCAUGACCUGCAAAAACCCGGUAAAUAUAGGGGCUAAAAUGGCGGGGCAAAUUUACUAGGUUUGCCUGAGUGUGGCAGAGUCACAACAAUUUGUUUUCCUGCUCUGUGGUUAUUGAUUUUAAAGGACAUUAAAUUAGGCCUGGGAACCAUCUCUGGACCAAGUGUCUUAAUAUGUAAAAUUAUUGGAAUACUACAACUAAGUGGUUGGGCUGCCAUUUUGGCAAAUCCUUUUCAUAUCUAUUUGCCCCAGCCUACAACCACCCUAAUAUCUUAGUGGAAUGUGUGGCCAUAACUGGAUAUAUAGCUAGGACAAGAGUCAGGCCUAGUGGCCUAUUGAUCCUGUUCCUUACCAAACCUAACAUGCGGGCAGCCCUGAAACUUGCUAUCUUAGAUCCAGUCGGGCCAAAGUCUUUCUCAACCUGAGAUCUCUUUUCAUGAGCAUUCUGAGGUUUGUACCUGGAAUAUCAUACACAAAAACAUGUGCUCUCUAAAUUAUGGCCCUCUUUCCCCUCAUCCUGCAGUUAUUCUGCUUCACACACAAACUGGAAUUGGUUGUAUGAAACAAUUUAAAAUUGCAGGAUGCAGCUGAGAGUUAGUAUGCAACAUAUGGGACUAGAUUCCUACCUCGGUGAUGCCAGAUACGAAAGUGGAAAGACUCCCCUGAGUUUGAAUUGAAUCUUCCAGCAUUUACACCAUAGGAGCUGAAUACGGCCCACUGAUUCUGCCAACAUGUCUUCCAUUCAGUGGCUGCUAGUUACAUUGGCACUAGCAGAGCUGCUUUGUAACGCAUACAAGGAGACAGCCUUUCAAUAUAGUGCACUAAUAUAAUAUGAUACUUGGCAUUGGUGUGGAGAGAGAUUAAUGAGCCUUUCAGGCUCUUUUAAAGGUGUGUGUGUGUGGAGAAAAAUAAAAUAAGAGCAUGAUGUUGAAUACUGUGGGAGACAAAGCUGUAUCUCUGUUUUGAAAUCUGAUGCAAGAGAGUGCCAGGCUGAGGCAGAUGGGCACCCCUGUCUUAAUUUCAUGCAUUUCAAUUAAUACUCUACUAGGUUUUUAUUUCUGUUUCAUCAAAAUGCCUCAGUUCUCAGUAUUUUGAAAUAUCUUAAUCAUUUUGGCAAACUGAAGAGAGGGAAGAAAACGCAAGUCCUCCUUUUAGGUUUGUCUCAAACAUGUUUUCCUUGCUUUCCACUCUUCUGUUCACACUCUCUCCUUCUCAAGAAGCCAUCAUAUAAUUUGUGCCUAAUUUUAUAUUCUUACAAUAGUAUGUAUAUCGUAGCUUCUUCAUAGAAAACAGUUGUUAGCGUUUAGCUCUGUAGAUCAUCUGUGUCUUUUGCCCCUGCUAUUUUCUUACAAAGUUCUUUAUACAGCCUUUCGAUGUAUUCUUCUCUUUCAGCCAGCAGGGUGAGUGAAGUACCUGAACCCUGAAUUUAGUCUAUAAAAUUGUUGCUAUUAAUAAUUGUAAAAUAAUUAUUACUAUAUACAACGCAUAACUUUUCAAAGACAAAUUCUUCCUCAAAACAACCACCUUGAGGUGUACAUACUUUACUUUUAUACCCCUCCUCCCAAUCCACAGUUAUUCCAAACUCAUAUGCCAUUAACCACCACCACAAGUUGCAGUGGUAUAGGGACAGUCUAAAACGAGAAAGAGCGAGAAUUGUGUUUCUUGGACAUGCCACCCAUAAGUGUGUUACUGCACACAGUACACCCCAUAGCAUUACGCUGCAACAUGUGCAGUGAUGUACUAUUAAUCUUAAAGUAGUUUUAAACCUAACAACUAGAUUAAAAAUAGAGCUUGUAAGAAUACAUUCAACAAAUGCCAUAGAAAUAACCCUUGUUUGUAUUGUAUAUGCACUAUACAUGAGGGAGAAAAAUAUGUCUUAAAUAAUUGGCAAAACUGUAACCUUUAGUAUCCUCUUGUAUCCUAUACAUGCAUAUAUGAGGUUUUAAAAAGUGAUUGGUGUUCCUGUAGUGUGUACUAGUGCUGUUAUAUGUCCCUAUAAAAUAUCUUAGCAACCA